Messenger RNA from Prunus mume (Japanese apricot), 2699 nucleotides. Its product is annotated as phosphatidylinositol 4-kinase gamma 2-like. The record is from RefSeq and is a predicted model, not a curated record. NCBI's taxonomy places the organism in Eukaryota, Viridiplantae, Streptophyta, Magnoliopsida, Rosales, Rosaceae. Gene Ontology annotation, molecular function: protein binding.
CUCUCUCUCUUCGCUUUUCUUCAGUCUUUCACUCUCUCUCUCUUAUCGACGACAUAAUUUUCGGACCAGAAAAACUCGGGGGAGAAUAUCGCGGGAGCUUUAGAAGACCCGAAUUUUUACAUCCCAUUCUCGGAAAAUGAAAAAACUCGGCUCAAUUACUCGGCAAUUAAUCGCCACGCUUGUUGGUCAUGCAAUUUAAGCCCAUUUCCUUUGCCCAUUUCAUUUGAUUCUUUCCCGUAAGGUAAGAAUCCACUCUCUCCUCCAAAUUGCAAUUCUCUGCCCUAAUUCUUUCUAUGAGAGUUUUUCCAUUACCCUCGAGACCCCAACUUUUCAAUUUACAAAAUUAGACUGGUUUUUUUUUUUUUUUGGUUGAAAUCUUUGUGGGAGCUUCAAGAAGAAGUUGGAUUUUCUUUUUACAUUUUUCUUUGAUUUAGGCAUCUGGCUUCGUGCAAAGGGUUUCUCUUGAAUCCCGGGGAUUUGGAAUUCUAUUUAAAUUUCAUUUCUUUCUGGGGAUUUUCGAUUUUUUCCCUUUUGUUUAGCUCUGUCAAUCUGCUGUACAGAUUUUGGUUAUUGGGUCUUGUUUUUCUUUUUAUUUUUUAGCAUCUGGGUAUUUGAUCAAUGUGAUCUAGGGGCCUUGAUUGUGUUGGGCCAAUUUGGAUAUCAGUAGGCAACAGAAACAAAGAGGUCCUGGUUUUUUCAUUUUGUGGGGUUUGAAAAAAAAAAAGUUGAAGUCUUUGAAAAAUGUCUGUUGCUGAUGUUGCUCUGAGUCCGAUUCGGAAAGAGUCGGUAAAUUCUGCUGCUGGGUUUUUUGAAAGCCACCUGGGGCAUUUUUCUAGCGAAUCAAUCAUGUUAUAUCUCCGGGUUUCCGGCUCCGUGAUUCCUCUGCGUGUUUUAGAGUCGGAUUCGAUUGCUUCAGUGAAGCUUAGGAUCCAAACAUGCAAUGGAUUCGUGGUAAAGAAGCAAAAGCUUGUUUUCGAAGGCAGGGAAUUGGCCCGGAACGAUACUCUCAUUAAGGACUAUGGUAUCACUGGUGAGAAUGUUUUGCAUUUGGUUCUUAGACUUUCUGAUCUUUUGCAUAUCACUGUUAAGACCAUUUGUGGAAAGGAAUUUGAUUUCCAUGUUGAUCGACAUCGAAAGGUCGGGUACCUGAAGCAACGGAUUUUGAAAAAGGGGAAAGGUUAUGAUCCAGAGGACCAAGAACUUUUCUGCAACGGUGAAAAGCUUGAUGACCAGAGGCUUAUUGAUGAUAUUUGUAAGAACAAUGAUGAUGUUAUUCACCUGGUGGUUCAGAAAUCUGCAAAGGUUAGAGCUAAACAUUUUGACAAAGAUUUGGAGCUUUCAGUUGUGGCACCAGUUUCUGAUGAAAGAAGAGAAGGAGUCAAUGGAGUAGCCAACCACCGACCCGAGGGGGUUCCAGUUGUAACCUGGGAGUCGGCUUUUCAAAAUCCAGAUUUCUUGUUGGAACCAAUUAUUGUCAAUCCCAAGGUUAAAGUUCCCUCUUAUGUAUGGGACAUGUUUAACUCUACAUUUAAUGGUUUGCAGAAGGGCAAUCAACCUAUAAGAUCAUCUGAGGGGACUGGAGGAACUUAUUUCAUGCAAGAUCCUUCCCAAGAGUUUAUUUCUGUUUUCAAGCCUAUUGAUGAGGAGCCUAAUGCAGUGAACAAUCCCCAUGGCUUGGCCGUAUCUCCGGAUGGUGAAGGUUUGAAAAGGGGAACAAGGGUGGGAGAAGGAGCCCUGAGGGAAGUUGCAGCAUACAUAUUGGAUCAUCCCAAGGGUGGGCCUCGCAACUUAUCAAGAGAGGCUAUUGGCUUUGCUGGUGUGCCUCCUACAGUUUUGGUUAGGUGCUUGCACAAAGGCUUUAAUUAUUCGAAAGGGUAUGAAGGCUCAUUAAAGAAUGUUAAGAUUGGGUCAUUGCAGAUGUUCAUGAAGAAUGAUGGAAGUUGUGAGGACAUGGGUCCUAGUCGUUUCCCCGUGGAGGAGGUGCACAAGAUUAGUGUGUUUGAUCUAAGAAUGGCAAAUGCCGACAGGCAUGCCGGGAAUAUUUUGUUUAGAAAAGGGGAAGAUGGUCAGACUGUGCUCAUUCCAAUUGAUCAUGGAUACUGCCUUCCUGAGAAUUUUGAAGAUUGCACAUUUGAUUGGCUUUAUUGGCCACAAGCUUGCCAGCCUUAUUCUCUUGACACCAUUGAGUACAUAAAUUCUUUAGAUGCUGAACAAGAUAUUGCACUUCUGAAGUUUUAUGGGUGGGAUAUUCCUAUUGAGAGCGCCCGCACGCUCCGUAUCUCCACUAUGCUUCUGAAGAAAGGGGUAGAGAGAGGUCUCACCCCCUUUGCUAUUGGGAGCCUCAUGUGUAGAGAAAAUAUAAACAAAGAAUCAGUGAUUGAGGAGAUUGUGCGUGAAGCUCAGGAUUCCUUGCUCCCUGGAAUGAGUGAAGCUGCAUUUCUUGAAGCCAUCUCCGAGUUCAUGGAUUUGCAGCUCGACAAGCUUGCAAAAUAAAUUUGCAUCUAUUUUAUAGGUACAUAUAUGUAUGUAUUGAUUGAAUGACCAGUCCAUUUUUGGAUGGACUGCAGGUUGUAUGAAAUGUGGAUGGCUUAUGAAGUUUCAUAUAAGCCUGAAGUUUCCCUUCAUUUCUGUCAAUUGAUGGAGAAUAUACCAAGACUUCUGUCAACUGUUAUUUAAAAUGGUCAUGAAUAAGAUCUAUU